AUGUCAGGUCAGAGUCCAAACAACCCUUCCCCGGUUGCCAAAUCCACUGCUUCCGACCAAGAUGACCGCGAUUCGUCGAGCGGCAUCGAUGCCAAACAGCCUGUCAAGGAGGCCGCAACCGUCACCAACCUAGCAACAGCAGAGACACAGCGGUCUGACGCAGUGCUGGGAGAUUACGUUCUACGCCUCUUAGGCAUUCGCAAAGGCCCAAAGAAGGAUAUAUACGACCUCGAUGCGGUGGCCACCCAACCAAGUAUAUGGGACUCCGAUAACAUCGAAGAGCUCAAGAGCCUCUAUAUCCACCCAAAGUGGGAGAACUGGACCGCAUUUGACCCCAGUUUCCGCUGGAGCUGGCGCGAAGAGAACGCCAUCCGGAGAAAGGUCGACUGGAAGAUUAUGGUUUGGGUCUGUAUCAUGUUUGCAGCCUUGAACAUCGACCGAAACAAUAUCAGCAAUGCAGUGUCAGACAACAUGCUGGACGAUCUCAAUCUCACGCGUGGUGAUUACAACACUGGUCAGACUAUCGCACGUGUCGGCUUCCUUGUUGCUGAACUGCCAUCGCAGCUUAUCUCGAAACGUAUCGGUCCAGAUCUAUGGAUCCCCAUACAAAUCUGUUUGUUUAGUCUGAUCUCCGCCAUGCAGUUCUUUCUGAAAGGCCGGGCGUCUUUCCUCGCUACUAGAUACCUGAUUGCUACAUUUCAGGGUGGCUUCAUACCUGAUACCAUUCUCUAUCUCAGCUACUUCUACACAGGCAAGAGCUUGCCUAUCCGGCUGGCAUGGUUCUGGAUGUCAUCGCAGCUGGUUGAUAUUGGUGUCGGCUUUGCAGCUGUGGGUUUGGUCUCCAUGCGUGGCAUUCUAGGCUAUGAAGGAUGGAGGUGGUUGUUCUUGAUCGAGGGAAUGUUCACAUUUACCAUCGGACUGAUGUCAUUCUUCCUUAUGCCGCAGUGCCCUACAAGGACGAAGAGCUGGUGGAACCCUAAAGGAUAUUUUAACGAGAAGGAACAAAAGAUUAUCGUAAACUCCGUCAUUCGAGACGAUCCUCAAAAGGGCGGUAUGUACAACCGACAGGGCCUUUCCGUCGCCCAGAUUUGGAAAUGCUCGAAAGAUUACGACAUGUGGCCAUUGUUUGCUUUGGGUCUCCUGUUUGGCAUUCCCAAGUAUCCAGUGUCGCAGUAUCUGACACUGUCAUUUCGAGAUCUUGGAUUCGACGUCAUCCAGUCCAACCUACUAUCAAUCCCGUACAUUGUCGGCUCCAGCAUCACGAUGCUCUUGAUCACUGCGUUUAGUGAGAUAGUCAACAACAGGAGCUUCGUUUCGAUGGCGGAAGACGCUUGGUUGCUUCCUUGUUUCGCUGCCCUGAUUGCGCUGAAGGAUCCAAUAAGUGGCUGGGCAUACUUUGCCAUCGCCACAGUGUUGCUCUCUUUCCCUUACACCCACCCUAUUCAAGUAGCCUGGACGUCGAGGAACGCCGGCUCCGUCCAAAAUCGAACGGUAUCUGCCUCGCUUUACAAUAUGGCCGUUCAAGUCAGUGGCAUGAUCGGCGCCAACAUCUACCAACCUUCCGAUGCACCGCGAUACUUCAAAGCGAACAAAGGCCUCUUAGUCAUCUGUAUCUGGAUGUGUCUUUUCCAAUACCCCGGGACCUACUUCUAUUACCGAUGGCGAAACAGCCAGAAGGCGAAUAUCUGGGAUACGUUUACUGAGGAAGAAAGAGAAAACUACAGGACGACCACAACAGACGAGGGCAACAAGCGUCUCGACUUCCGCUUUGCAACCUAA
Messenger RNA from Boeremia exigua, 1779 nucleotides. RefSeq names its product major facilitator superfamily transporter. NCBI's taxonomy places the organism in Eukaryota, Fungi, Ascomycota, Dothideomycetes, Pleosporales, Didymellaceae. Bases 1 to 1779 code for a protein of 592 amino acids. Gene Ontology annotation, cellular component: membrane. Gene Ontology annotation, biological process: transmembrane transport. The transcript has 10 exons. The record is from RefSeq and is a predicted model, not a curated record. Gene Ontology annotation, molecular function: transmembrane transporter activity.